AUGUAUAAGGGAGACAUGUUGAAAGUAUUGACCACAGUUGUUCUGUUAUCUCUCGCUCCAAUCGUGGAUGCUGCCCCGCUGGUGUCUGGAGAACCAGAUGUUUUUGAGGAACCAACCGAUGGAGAUCCAUGGAGAACUGGAGCAGAUAUAGAGGAGAUUACAGCACAAGCGUCAAGGAUUUUUGAAAAGCUACUGAGGACCAGACCGAAGACGACAUUUCCUGAUGGAGAUGGAAAGACUGCAUCUCUGAGAGAUUUAGACGAAAUAACUAGAGCUACUAGCCGCCCAGAUGUCAGAGACAAACCCUUAGGCACAGGUAUCAAUAACCCAUUAAAGACAGUGACAAUCCAUUCUGAUGGACAAGAGGAGAUUCAGCCUUCAACCGAAAGUAUUGAUGGAUCUUUGAGGAUGGACCUCAUGACCAGUUCUCCUGAUUCCCAGCUGCAAACUCUGACUGAGAGGAACAAACUGUUUAGGUUAUCAAAGGUAAUUGAUUCAGAAGAGCAAGGUGACACUUCAACAGCAGCCAAACAAUCCAAGUUAGAUCCCGACACAGGUGGUGCAGCUACUCAAGAGGAGCUUGUGAAGAUGUUGAGUGUACUUGAAAAGCUUCACAAGUUAAUGAACAGCACACUGAGCAGCCGGAUCACCAUCAUACCCAGAGGAAAUGGCAAUGGACGAAGUCCUGGGAAGAAGAACAAAAUGGUACUAACAGAUGGAACCCUGAAAUCCACCACAGCGACCACUGUAGAUGGUGGUGGGACUUCACCGAAGGCUAGCACUGGCCAAAUGGAUCCAAAACUCAAUGGAAAAGUUUUUAAAAAUUCCCUUCAAUCAACUCCUAAGAAAUCCAACAAGAGAGUGUGCUUCUGGAAGUACUGCUCUCAAAACUGACCUGAUAUCUGCAGUUUCUGUGCAACCUCUACUUGGGCUUUGCAUAGAAGAACAACAAAUUCCACCUCUCUCACCAACCUCUGAAACUCAGGCGCCUAGCAACAAGGCUUGUUCUCAAACAUAGAUGCUUAAACUCCUCUCAUUGGCCCAUUAAUAACAUCACUGACACCUCUUAGCUCUUUGACGUGUACCCUUGACUUGUGCACAAAAUCCUGUUAAACUCUGAUUUACAAUAUUUUUUUUUUUUU
Messenger RNA from Myxocyprinus asiaticus (Chinese sucker), 1142 nucleotides. It is a transcript of the gene urp2, whose product is annotated as urotensin II-related peptide. Gene Ontology annotation, biological process: blood vessel diameter maintenance; regulation of blood pressure. The coding region runs from base 1 to 894 and encodes 297 amino acids. The record is from RefSeq and is a predicted model, not a curated record. Gene Ontology annotation, cellular component: extracellular region. The transcript is spliced from 5 exons. Lineage: Eukaryota; Metazoa; Chordata; Actinopteri; Cypriniformes; Catostomidae. Gene Ontology annotation, molecular function: hormone activity.